AUGUUAAUUCCUAGACUUGAAUUAUUAUCUGUACUAAUUGGAGUAAGAGCAGCUCAAUUCGUAUUGAAACAAUUAAAUCUUGAAAAUAAUGAAGUUACUUUGUGGACAGAUUCAAAAUGUGUUCUUUACUGGAUCCAGAACUAUACAAAGCUGCUUCCCAGAUUUGUACAAAAUCGCAUCGAAGAAAUACGGAAAUCUAACUUCGAAUUAAAAUACAUACCAAGUGAUCAAAAUCCAGCAGAUAUAGCCACCAAAGGAGUAUCACCACUUAAACUCCAAAAUUGUAUUGCACAUACGUUAUCUGAAUUAAGUCGAAAAUAUUGGAUACCGAAAGGAAGAGCUGCUGUAAAACGAAUCAUAAACCUAUGCUGUUAUUGCAUUCGCUGGAAAGCUAAACCGUUUAAACUGCCAGCGAUGCCAAGUUUACCAGAAACACGAGUAAAACGAUCCAGAACCUUCGAACAAGUCGGCCUAGAUUAUAUGGGUCCUCUUUCAGUCAAAUCUAAUAUUGAAGAUUUAUCUCGACGUGGAUAUCCAAAAUUAAUAUUAAGCGAUAAUGCAAGCCAGUUUCAACUGGUAUUCAAAACCAUUAUGGAAGAAAACGCUAAUUUUUUGGCUACAAAGGGUAUGGUAUGGAAAAAUACUACACCAAGAGCACCAUGGAGUGGUGGGUUUGACGACUACAGAAUCAUUCGUGCAAUUGAUUUUAUAUCACCUAUGGCUUCAUUAGAUCUACCAAUAAAUUAUGAUAGUGAUCAAGAUGAAUAUACCCCUUAUACAAUAAAGACUAAAGAUAAGUUAGUCAAGUAUUGGGCUACUACUCUUACCACAUUAGAUAUCUUUUGGAAGUUGUGGAAAGAAGAAUAUCUUACAAGCCUUAGAGAACGCACUCAAAGAGAAUUAAAAUCACCUAGAAUAGUAGAAAAAAGAGUACCACAUGAAAAUGAGAUAGUAUUACUAAAUGAACCAGAAGUACCUCGUGGUGUAUGGAAUUUGCAAGGAUAA
This is a messenger RNA of Brugia malayi, 1005 nucleotides long. RefSeq lists its product as uncharacterized. The transcript is spliced from 4 exons. The coding region runs from base 1 to 1005 and encodes 334 amino acids. Lineage: Eukaryota; Metazoa; Nematoda; Chromadorea; Rhabditida; Onchocercidae. The record is from RefSeq and is a predicted model, not a curated record. Gene Ontology annotation, molecular function: nucleic acid binding.